Molecule: messenger RNA, 1548 nt
Organism: Alternaria burnsii
Lineage: Eukaryota; Fungi; Ascomycota; Dothideomycetes; Pleosporales; Pleosporaceae
Exons: 3
Coding region: 1-1548 (515 amino acids)
Biological process (GO): adenylate cyclase-activating G protein-coupled receptor signaling pathway; cell surface receptor signaling pathway
Cellular component (GO): plasma membrane
Molecular function (GO): G protein-coupled receptor activity
Source: RefSeq, a predicted model, not a curated record
AUGACUACUCCACUCUCUCAUAGCAGAGACAAUGCUAUCGUGAUUGCCACACGAACAGCAUCCGGACUUUCCGUCAUUGGUUCAGCGUUCAUCAUUAGCACCUUUGUCUACUUCCCAUUCUUCAGAAAACCGAUCAAUCGUCUAGUUUUCUUCGCGACUUUCGGCAACAUCUUGACCAACAUAGCAACCUUGAUGUCAAACGCAGUGUUACCGAAGGGCUCAGAACCCCCAUCCGGCCUGUGCGAGCUUCAGGGACUACUCAUCCAAUGGUUCCUGGUCUCAGAUUCCCUUUUCUGUUUAUCGAUGGCCACAAAUGUAUUUCUGGUAUUUUUCUAUGGGUACGAUGCUCAACAGCUACGGCAUCUAGAGAAAUGGUAUAUCGCAUGCAGUUAUGGUGUUCCAGCAGUACCAGCCCUUGCAUACUUCAUCCUAGAUAGGACUGGACAUCAGGUCAUUGGGUCAGCAACUCUUUGGUGCUGGGUAGCAUCUGACGUCGAAUGGAUGCGCAUCGCAUUCUUCUACGCUCCUGCCUGGAUUGUCAUCACCGCGACCAUAAGUAUCUACAUCGUUACCGGCUACCGCAUUUGGAGAAAGAGAGUUGAACUGCGAUUAGUUUCUCGCGGCUCGGAACAGUUCCUACGAAGAGAUUCAUUGACUGCCCCUAUACAUGACGCCGCACGGGGCUCUUUGCUCGGCAUGAACAACAUUAUAGUAACGACACAGAUUAAAUGCGAUGUUCAGACGAACGACACAAUCUCCCGCACGGCUUCACCUGAACUGGACCAGAACUCUAUCAGUUCAUCCGCAAGCAACCGUUUGCUUUCUAAGUCCAGGAGAAUGGAUGAUCUGGCCACAGCAUCAUCAUCAGCUCCUGUUCCUAUCUAUACGCCUAAGAUUCAGAUCGAGGACGUCGAAGCCCAGCAAGUUCUACGCCAGGGCACAGCUGGAAGGAAUGGGUAUAGGGCAACAGUUGUUGCCGCAAGCCCCACAGCGGGCACGGCAACGGCGCCAAUUACACUAUGCAGAUCGCGCCCUGUUAUAAAGAGAACUGCUGAAGGCCAUGCUGCGGCAAUGGCAUACUUUCAAGUGGCUUUUCUUAUGUUUCUGGCCCUGUUUGUUGUCUGGUUGCCCAGCAGUAUCAACCGCAUGUACCAGUUCACGAAGAACCGCCCAAGCUUCGCUUUGAACGUCAUCUCGGCAAUCGUCUUACCUCUCCAAGGGGCUUGGAACGCCACGAUAUACAUAUUCACCACCCGCAGGGAGUGCAGACAAGCUUGGAAUACAGUGAUGUCGAAACUCAGUGGCAAGCCAAGGCCGGACCGAACAUCACGAGGCACAUAUCGCAAGGGGGCGAUGAUGAGCUCACAGGAUACCCGUGAAUCUGCUAUUGAUGUUGCGUUAGACGAUAUCACAAAACAUAAUGUCGAUGUCCGUCACUCCGAGGUGUCAAACCAGGAUGCGAUGCAGCCAGAAGCCCAAUCUGAUCAAGAGUCCCGGUGCGCCGUCAAUUCUUCUUUACCUCGUGGAACUACUGUAGCACUACAAUAG